AUGGCGCCAACGACCCCUGGCUCCAAAUCAGGAGGGAAAUAUGCAAAUCCGACUAUCCAGAUCGUCGUUGGGAGAACGAAACGAACACAACAACUGUUCCACGUCCAUUACGCGUUCCUCGAGAAGACCGACUUCUUCAGCGUUCAUGGGCCCCCUCCACUGCCUACGGCCACGGCCACGGCACCGACACCAACUCGCGGGUGGGUUUCUAUGAACUCGCCGGCGGCGACUGAGAACGCUGCGACGCCAGAGCCAGAUGAAGUCAAAGUGGAGCAAGAUAUCGAGGAUCAAACUGCCGAAACCGGUGAAUACAGCGGCGCUUCACCAACAGCUACCGGUGGUGCCGCCAACGCGCCGGCCUACAAUCUCCAGGGUCUGAUAUAUGAGCCUGCGGCGUUCGAGGUCGUCGUCAAUUUCCUGUACAACGAGCCACCCCUUCCACCUAGCAGCUCAACCGAAUACAGAAUACUAAUGAAGGCAUACAUCCUGGCACUCCAAUAUCGUAUGCCCGGUCUUCAAGAUGAUCUCAUCGACUGUUUCCGGAAUUUCCAUAAGGAGCACAGGAUCAGAUUUGCUGACCUUUUCUGGAUCUCUGGGCGUAUCGGGGAUGGUGAGGCGGUUUGCGAAGUCCCAUUGAUUCAGUACUUUGUUCAUCAGAUCGCAUUCGAAAUUUUCCAGGGAGGGUACGAUAGCUUCGUCCAGCGCAACGAUGACUUCGAAAGGUUUCUAACACAGGGCGAUCGGCCUCUACGCAAGCGGCUCUUUAGGGCUAUUGCUCAAGUAGCCCAAGUAAAGAAGCCCGAAGACCCUGCACUUGGGCCCAACCGAUGGAGAGUUGUCGACUACCCCACAUUUGAGCGCAGCGCCGACACCACUACUUCACAGACAGCCGAUAUCAUCGAGCUCGACUGA
Fonsecaea erecta is the source of this 912-nucleotide messenger RNA. RefSeq lists its product as hypothetical. Bases 1 to 912 code for a protein of 303 amino acids. The record is from RefSeq and is a predicted model, not a curated record. The transcript has a single exon. Lineage: Eukaryota; Fungi; Ascomycota; Eurotiomycetes; Chaetothyriales; Herpotrichiellaceae.